AUGCUCUACCCGGACGCUCCAGAGCUUCUCGAUGCUCUCCCCAGCCGCCCCAGAGCGUCGCGAUGCUCUCCCCGGACGCCCCAGAGCGUCGCGAUGCUCUCCCCCGACGCCCCAGAGCUUCACGAUGCUCUCUCCGGACGCCCCAGAGUGUCGCGAUGCUCUCCUUGGACGCCCCAGAGCGUCGCGAUGCUCUCCCCGGACGCCCCAGAGCGUCGCGAUGCUCUUCCCGGACGCCCCAGAGCGUCGCUAUGCUCUCCCCGGACGCCCCAGAGCGUCGCGAUGCUCUCCCCGGACGCCCCAGAGCGUCGCGAUGCUCUCCCCGGACGCCCCAGAGCGUCGCGAUGCUCUCCCCGGACGCCCCAGAGCGUCGCUAUGCCCUCCCCGGACGCCCCAGAGCGUCGCGAUGCUCUCCCUGGACGCCCCAGAGCGUCGCGAUGCUCUCCCCGGACGCCCCAGAGCGUCGCGAUGCUCUCCCCGGACGCCCCAGAGCGUCGCUAUGGUCUCCCCGGACGCCCCAGAGCGUCGCGAUGCUCUCCCCGGACGCCCAAGAGCAUCGCGAUGCUCUCCCCGGACGCCCCAGAGCGUCGCGAUGCUCUCCCCGGACGCCCAAGAGCAUCGCGAUGCUCUCCCCAAACGCCCCAGAGCGUCGCGAUGCUCUCCCCGAACGCCCCAAAGCGUCGCGAUGCUCUCCCCAGACGCCCCAGAGCGUCGCGAUGCUCUCCCCGGACGCCCCAGAGCGUCGCGAUGCUCUACCCGGACGCCCCAGAGCGUCGCGAUGCUCUCCCCCGACGCCCCAGAGCGUCGCGAUGUUCUCCCCGGACGCCCCAGAGCGUCGCAAUGCUCUCCCCGGACGCCCCAGAGCGUCGCGAUGCUCUCCCCGUACGCCCCAGAGCGUCGCGAUGCUCUCCCCGGACGCCCCGGAGCGUCGCGAUGCUUUCCCCGAACGCCCCAGAGCGUCGCGAUGCUCUCCCCGGACGCCCCGGAGCGUCGCGAUGCUCUCCCCGGACGCCCCAGAGCGCCGCGAUGCUCUCCCCGGACGCCCCAGAGCGCCGCGAUGCUCUCCCCGGACGCCCCAGAGCGUCGCGAUGCUCUCCCUGGACGCCCCAAAGCGUCGCGAUGCUCUGCCCAGACGCCCCAAAGCGACGCGAUGCUCUCCCCGGACGCCCUAGAGCGUCGCGAUGCUCUACCCGGACGCCUCAGAGCGUCGCGAUGCUCUCCCCGGACGCCCCAGAGCGUCGCGAUGUUCUCCCCGGACGCCCCAGAGCUUCGCAAUGCUCUCCCCGGACGCCCCAGAGCGUCGCGAUGCUCUCCCCGGACGCCCCAGAGCGUCGCGAUGCUCUCCGUGGACGCCCCGGAGCGUCGCGAUGCUCUCCCCGGACGCCCCAGAGCGCCGCGAUGCUCUCCCCGGACGCCCCAGAGCGCCGCGAUGCUUUCCCCGGACGCCCCAGAGCGUCUCGAUGCUCUCCCUGGACGCCCCAGAGCGUCGCGAUGCUCUCCCCGGAUGCCUCAGAGCGCCGCUAUGCUCUCCCCGGACGCCCCAGAGCGUCGCGAUGCUCUCCCCGGACGCCCCAGAGCGUCGCGAUGCUCUCCUUGGACGCUCCAGAGCGUCGCGAUGCUCUCCCCGGACGCCCGAGAGCGUCGCGAUGCUCUUUCCGGACGCCCCGGAGCGUCGCGAUGCUCUACCCGGACGCCCCAGAGCGUCGCGAUGCUCUCCCCAGCCGCCCCAGAGCGUCGCGAUGCUCUCCCCGGACGCCCCAGAGCGUCGCGAUGCUCUCCCCGGACGCCCCAGAGCGUCGCGAUGCUCUCCCCGGACGCCCCAGAGCGUCGCUAUGGUCUCCCCGGACGCCCCAGAGCGUCGCGAUGCUCUCCCCGGACGCCCCAGAGCAUCGCGAUGCUCUCCCCGGACGCCCCAGAGCGUCGCGAUGCUCUCAUCGGAUGCCCCAGAGCGUCGCGAUGCUCUACCCGGACGCCCCAGAGGGUCGUAAUGCUCUCCCCGGACGCCCAAGAGCGUCGCGAUGCUCUCCCCCGACGCCCCAGAGCUUCACGAUGCUCUCCCUGGACGCCCCAGAGCGUCGUGAUGCUCUCCCCGGACGCCCCAGAGCGUCGCGAUGCUCUCCCCCGACGCCCCAGAGCUUCACGAUGCUCUCCCCGGACGCCCCAGAGCGUCGCGAUGCUCUCCCCAGCCGCCCCAGAGCGUCAGCGUCGCGAUCCUCUCCCCAGCCGCCCCAGAGCGUCGUAAUGCUCUCCCCGGACGCCCCAGAGCAUCGUGAUGCUCUCCCCCGACGCCCCAGAGCUUCACGAUGCUCUCCCCGGACGCCCCAGAGCGUCGCGAUGCUCUCCCCGGACGCCCCGGAGCGUCGUGAUGCUCUCCCCGGACGCCCCAGAGCGUCGCUAUGCUCUCCCCGGACGCCCGAGAGCGUCGCGAUGCUCUCCCUAGACGCCCCAGAGCGUCGCGAUGCUCUCCGCGGACGCCCCAGAGCGUCGCUAUGGUCUCCCCGGACGCCCAAGAGCGUCGCGAUGCUCUCCCCGGACGCCCCAGAGCAUCGCGAUGCUCUCCUCGGACGCCCCAGAGCGUCGCGAUGCUCUCCCCGGACGCCCCAGAGCGUCGCGAUGCUCCCCCCGGACGCCCCAGAGCGUCGCGAUGCUCUCCCCGGACGCCCCACAGCGUCGCGAUGCUCUACCUGGACGCCCCAGAGCGUCGCGAUGCUCUCCCCCGACGCCCCAGAGCUUCACGAUGCUCUCCCCGGACGCCCCAGAGCGUCGCGAUGCUCUCCCCGGACGCCCCAGAGCGUCGCGAUGCUCUCCCCGGACGCCCCAGAGCGUCGCGAUGCUCUCCCUAGACGCCCCAGAGCGUCGCUAUGCUCUCCCCGGACGCCCCAGAGCGUCUCGAUGCUCUCCCCGGACGCCCCAGAGCGUCGCGAUGCUCUCCCGGGAAGCCCCAGAGCGUCGCGAUGCUUUCCCCGGACGCCCCAGAGCGUCGCGAUGCUCUCCCCGGACGCCCCAGAGCAUCGCGAUGCUCUCCCCCGACGCCUUAGAGCUUCACGAUGCUCUCCCCGGACGCCCCGGAGCGUCGCGAUGCUCUCCCCGGACGCCCUAGAGCGUCGCGAUGCUCUCCCCGGACGCCCCAGAGCGUCGCGAUGCUCUCCCCGAACGCCCCAGAGCGUCGCUAUGCUCUCCCCGGACGCCCCAGAGCGUCGCGAUGCUCUCCCCGGACGCCCCAGAGCGUCGCGAUGCUCUCCCUGGACGCCCCAGAGCGUCGCUAUGGUCUCCCCGGACGCCCCUGAGCGUCGCGAUGCUCUCCCUGGACGCCCUAGAGCAUCGCGACGCUCUCCCCGGACGCCCCAGAGCGUCGUGAUGCUCUCCCCGGACGCCCCAGAGCGUCGCGAUGCUCCCCCCGGACGCCCCAGAGCGUCGCGAUGCUCUCCCCGGACGCCCCAGAGCGUCGCGAUGCUCUACCUAGACGCCCCAGAGCGUCGCGAUGCUCUCUCCGGACGCUCCAGAGCGUCGCGAUGCUCUCCCCGGACGCCCUAG
Molecule: messenger RNA, 3531 nt
Organism: Closterium sp. Naga37s-1
Lineage: Eukaryota; Viridiplantae; Streptophyta; Zygnematophyceae; Desmidiales; Closteriaceae
Source: the annotation of a GenBank genome assembly